AUGGAAGUUUUUGAUGAAAUGUAUUAAAAUUUAAAGAUAUUACAUUCAACUACUAUUGAUGGAUCUGUAAUUUGUGAUGUCAAUCUAAAAGUUAAUAAAAUUGCUAUCAUAAUUGGAACUUAAAAAUAAUAAAACUCUAAAAUACAAAAUCCAGUCCUUCAUAUUUAUUCAGCUUUAACAGCUGAAAAAGAACGAGAAUUUGUUUUACCUGUUGAUUAUUUAAGAUCACUUAAGUUUUCUUAUAGUGGAUAAUUUUUAAUUGCAUAUGGUUUAACAUGUGAUAUAAUAGUGAUAAAUAUUAAUGAUGAAAAUCAAAAAUUAAAAGUAUUAAAAGGACAUUCAUAUUUUGUGGAAACUAUUCAUAUACAAAAAUCAGAAAAAUUGUUUGUAUCUGCAGCAUCUUUUGAUAAUUUAUGUCUUUGGAGUUUGGAAGAGUUUAAAUUAUUAUAAAAGAUUUCCACUCAAUAAGAAUAACAAGCUGAAAUUUAUGCUAUAGCUUUAUCAUAAUCUAAUUAUUUUAUUGCUUUAGCUACUUCAGAUGAAAAAUUAACAAUAUGGAAUUAUAAAUCAAGUUCAAUAACAAAAUCAUUUUAAUUUAAAGAUGGUCUUAAUUAUUUAGAAUAUCCUAAUUAAAGUAAUAAUCUACUUUUUGCUUAUAGAAAAGCUUCAAACUCUUUAAUCUUAUUGAAUGUUGCAGUACCAAUCAUAUUAAGAUAAUUGGAACUCUUUUCAGUUAGAUUAGUCAAUAUUGAUUUUAUAUAUGAUUCUAAUAUAAUCGCAAUUUCACAAAACAAUCUUUUUUUAAAAUAAGGAUGUAUAUCAUUAUGGGAUUGGUAAAAAGGAAAUUUAUUAUUUAAAUAGAAUUUAGAUGAUUCAGUCAUAAUUUUAAAGGCUCUUGAGAAAAAUAAAGUCUUAAUAACAAAAGAUAAACAUACAAUUAAAUUUUGGAUGAAUAAGCAAUGA
Messenger RNA from Paramecium pentaurelia, 963 nucleotides. The record is from the annotation of a GenBank genome assembly. Lineage: Eukaryota; Ciliophora; Oligohymenophorea; Peniculida; Parameciidae.